AUGGAUAAUAAGGAGCUGUUCGAAAGGGAUAACGAAGAACAUCCAUGCAAGGAUGGAGAACUUCACGUUGUGUUAGGUGGUUACGAUUGUUAUUUGAAAAGAAAUGCAUUUCUUUGUUGGACAGGAUAUGUUCAAUUGCCAAAACAUCACCCAAUGUUCAAUAAAUGUUACGAAAACAUUCAAUGCCAUGUGCAUGGUGGUUUGACCUAUGGAAAGGAUGGUAGAUUUGGUUUUGAUUGUGGCCACAUUGGUGAUUACCUUCCUGUAUUUGAUGUGGAAAAUUUUGCUCAUGUUAUUGAGCGAGAUCAAAAAAAGGUGGUGUACAGGGAUUACAAUUUUGUUGUUGAUAAUUUAAGGGUAUUGACAGAAUUUUUCGAGUCACACGAAACUGUUUCCGAUAUUGAUUUAAGGGUUUCACAGCAAAAUGGGUCUUCAGAAUCACAAGUCAAGUCAAUGUACGAUUCCUAUAUGUCAGCACGUCGAAUGUUUGACCAAUCAAAACAAAAGUAAUUAAAAUUAUCACUUUUAUGAU
Naegleria gruberi is the source of this 532-nucleotide messenger RNA. RefSeq lists its product as uncharacterized. Bases 1 to 510 code for a protein of 169 amino acids. The record is from RefSeq and is a predicted model, not a curated record. NCBI's taxonomy places the organism in Eukaryota, Heterolobosea, Eutetramitea, Acrasida, Naegleriidae. The transcript has a single exon.